This is a messenger RNA of Drosophila mauritiana, 4500 nucleotides long. RefSeq names its product box A-binding factor. Gene Ontology annotation, molecular function: DNA-binding transcription factor activity, RNA polymerase II-specific; RNA polymerase II cis-regulatory region sequence-specific DNA binding; zinc ion binding. The record is from RefSeq and is a predicted model, not a curated record. Lineage: Eukaryota; Metazoa; Arthropoda; Insecta; Diptera; Drosophilidae. Gene Ontology annotation, biological process: cell fate commitment; negative regulation of transcription by RNA polymerase II; positive regulation of transcription by RNA polymerase II. The transcript has 7 exons. Bases 154 to 3921 code for a protein of 1255 amino acids.
UUAUUUUUUUGUGUUGCUUUGCUGUUCCGUAUUUCGAAGUUCGAACCGCAAGCCGCUCAAAUCAAAUCAGUUUCUGUGAAAAUCGCGCCGGAUACGGACACGUACGUGGAUUGCGGCGGAGAAUCCGGAUAAUCGUGUGGAGCGCCGGGAAUCAUGACGAAAACGACAAAGCCUAAGGAGAAGGCAGCGGCGGGAGGGGCGGUGAUAGGGUCGGGAUCGGGAUUGGGUUCGGCGGCCAAGGCGGGCGGCGGUAGUCUGCUUACGAAUGCGGCGGACAGUAAGAUCCGCACGGCGAAGUCCAACAACAACAAGCGGCAGGCAGGACGAGCGGCGACCACUGCAGCAACAGCAGCAGCAACUACAACAACAGCAACAGCCUUAGCGGCAACAACAACAGCGGGAGCAACAGGAUCAAAUGCAGCAGCGAAAGAGACGGCAAUAGCGAUCGAAACGGAGAACGGAGAAGCAGCGACGCCGACUGCGGCAGCAACGCCCGCCGCAGCGAAUUUAUCGUCACUUGAGUCCGCUCGCUCGCAGGCUCUCACUUCAGUUGUCAGCGAAACAGCAAGGCAAGCGGUUACCACAGCAAACGCGUCGGCAACAGCAACACCAACAUCAACAGUUAUAGCAGCAGCAACAGAAAUAGCAACCGCAACAGCAAGCGACGCGGCAGCAACAUCUGAAGCAGCGAUCGAUGACGAUCCAAGUGCGAUAAAUACUAAUAAUAAUAAUAAUAGUAAAGCGCAGAACGACGCGAGUGAAAGUGUUAAAACAAAAGUGAUAAGCUACCAUCAGUCGGAGGAUCAACAGCAGCAGCAACAAGCCCAGAUCUACGAGCAACAGCAACAGUUUCUCAGCCAGCAAUUAAUAAGCCACCAUCAGCAGGAGCAGCAUCAGCAGGCGCAGCAGCAGCAACAGCAUCAGCAGGCGGUGCAGGAGCAACACCAGGCCAGUUGGCUGGCCUAUGACCUGACCAGCGGAUCAGCGGCAGCAGCAGCGGCGGCCGUGGCAGCAGCAUCGCAUCCCCAUCUCUUCGGGCAGUUCCCCUAUCCGCCCAGCCAUCAUACGUCUACCCAGCUCUACGAGCACUACCCCAGCACGGAUCCCAUAAUGCGGAACAACUUUGCGUUCUACAGCGUCUACACCGGAGGCGGUGGCGGAGUGACCAGCCACGAGCAUUUGGCAGCGGCGGCGGCUGCGGCAGCAGCAGUGGCCCAGGGCACCACGCCCAACAUAGACGAGGUCAUCCAGGACACGCUGAAGGACGAGUGCUUCGAGGAUGGCCACAGCACCGACUACCAUGUGCUGACCUCCGUGUCCGAUAUGCAUACGCUGAAGGACGCCAGUCCCUAUGCCCUCACCCACGAGCAACUCCACCAGCAGCAGCACCACCACCAGCAGCAACUACAUCAUCACCAGCAGCAGCAGCAGCAACUCUACCACCAGCAACAGCAGCAGCAGCAACAUCAUCACCACCACAACAACUCCACCAGUUCGGCGGGUGGGGACUCCCCGUCGUCCUCGCACGCACUGUCCACCCUGCAGAGCUUCACCCAGCUGACCAGCGCCACCCAGCGUGAUAGCCUCUCGCCGGAGAAUGACGCCUACUUUGCGGCCGCCCAGCUCGGCAGCAGCUUGCAGAACAGCUCUGUUUAUGCUGGCUCCUUGCUUACUCAGACCGCCAAUGGCAUUCAGUACGGCAUGCAGUCCCCCAACCAAACACACGCCCAUCUCCAGCAGCAGCACCAUCAACAGCAGCAGCAGCAGCAGCAACAUCAGCAACACCAGCAGCAGCAACUGCAGCAGCAACAUCACCACAAUCAGCACCAGCACCACAACUCCAGCAGCAGCAGUCCGGGGCCAGCGGGUCUGCACCACUCGAGCUCCUCGGCGGCCACGGCGGCAGCGGUGGCUGCGGCAACGGCGGCGGUCAAUGGACACAACAGCUCCUUGGAGGACGGCUACGGAUCGCCAAGGAGCAGCCACAGUGGCGGCGGGGGCGGUGGUACACUGCCAGCCUUCCAGCGGAUCGCAUACCCCAACAGUGGCUCGGUGGAACGUUAUGCUCCGAUGACCAAUUAUCGCGGUCAGAACGAUACCUGGUUCGAUCCGUUAGGCUACGCCACCUCCUCUUCCGGGCAGGCGCAGUUGGGCGUCGGAGUUGGAGCCGGAGUGGUCUCGAAUGUGAUACGGAAUGGUCGGGCCAUUUCGGCUGCUAAUGCAGCAGCCGCAGCCGCAGUGGAUGGAACCACUGGACGCGUAGAUCCUGGAACCUUUCUCUCCGCCUCGGCAUCGUUGUCAGCAAUGGCCGCUGAAUCAGGCGGGGAUUUCUAUAAACCCAACUCAUUUAAUGUGGGCGGCGGUGGCCGUAGUAAGGCCAACACGAGUGGUGCCGCCAGCUCCUACUCCUGUCCAGGCUCGAGUGCAACCUCGGCGGCGACUUCGGCGGUGGCGUCGGGAACGGCAGCAACUGCAGCGACGACGCUCGACGAGCACGUUAGUCGCGCCAAUUCGAGACGCUUGAGCGCCUCAAAGCGAGCCGGGCUUUCCUGCUCCAACUGCCACACCACCCACACAUCGUUGUGGCGCCGCAAUCCCGCCGGAGAGCCAGUCUGCAAUGCCUGCGGCCUGUACUAUAAGCUCCACAGUGUCCCACGGCCACUGACCAUGAAAAAGGACACCAUUCAGAAACGCAAGCGCAAGCCCAAGGGAACGAAGAGCGAGAAGUCCAAGUCAAAGUCGAAGAACGCUUUGAAUGCAAUCAUGGAAAGUGGUUCGUUGGCGACAAGUUGCCAUAACGUUGGCGUCGUCCUGGACAGCAGCCAGAUGGAUGUCAAUGACGAUAUGAAACCACAGCUCGAUCUGAAACCAUACAACUCAUACUCAUCGCAGCCGCAGCAACAGCUUCCGCAGUACCAGCAGCAGCAGCAGCAGUCGCUGCUAAUGGCUGAUCAGCACUCAUCGGCGGCCAGCUCGCCCCAUAGCAUGGGUUCCACAUCAUUGUCGCCAUCAGCCAUGUCACAUCAGCAUCAGACUCAUCCACAUCAGCAGCAACAGCAGCAGCUCUGUUCCGGGCUGGACAUGUCGCCCAACUCAAACUACCAAAUGUCGCCCCUCAACAUGCAGCAGCAUCAGCAGCAGCAAUCGUGCAGCAUGCAGCACUCACCCAGCACACCCACAUCCAUCUUCAACACCCCAUCGCCUACUCACCAGCUCCACAAUAACAACAACAACAACAGCUCGCUCUUCAACAACAACAACAACAAUAGUAGCAAUGAGAAUAACAACAAACUUAUACAGAAAUAUCUGCAAGCUCAGCAACUGAGCAGCAGCAGCGGCUCAACCAGCGACCACCAGUUGCUGGCCCAACUGCUGCCGAACUCCAUUACGGCGGCAGCAGCAGCAGCAGCGGCGGCGGCAGCGGCGGCGAUCAAGACGGAGGCCUUGUCGCUCACCUCCCAGGCCAACUGCUCCACGGCGUCGGCGGGACUUAUGGUCACCUCAACACCGACCACGGCAUCGAACACAUUAUCGUCCCUGAGUCACAGCAACAUUAUUAGUCUGCAGAAUCCGUAUCAGCAGGCCGGUAUGACGCUCUGCAAGCCCACGAGAGCUUCACCACCCUACUACCUGACUCCGGAGGAGGAUGAGCAGCCCGCUCUCAUCAAGAUGGAGGAGAUGGAUCAGUCGCAACAGCAGCAGCAGCAGCAUCAGCAGCAACAACAUGGAGAGAUAAUGCUCAGCCGAUCGGCCUCGCUGGACGAGCACUACGAACUGGCCGCCUUCCAGAGACAUCAGCAGCAGCAGCAACAGCUGCAGCAGCAGACUGCUGCCCUUUUGGGUCAACAUGAGCAGCAUGUGACCAACUAUGCGAUGCACAAGUUCGGCGUUGACCGGGAAACAGUGGUGAAGAUGGAGUAGGCGCGACACGCUGUAUGUCGCACGACCAAAGAUUCUGUUGUUACAUUAAUCUCAUAGCUCCAAAGAAUUUAUAGCCUGUAUACCAAGAGCAGUUCUCAAAGAACACUCAUCUAUCUAAAAUCUAUCGAAUCAUUAGUUGUACAUACGGUCUAAGUCGAUUGACAUUUACAUUUUCGUCGAAUUUUUAUGGUCCACUACUCGAAAUUUGUUAUGAAAUACUAGUUUAAUUGUUAGCAAAAUGCCAACAGCAUAAAAUCGAUUCAGAAACUAGGCUAAGAAUAUUCAUUUAAAGUUUUGUUAUCAAAUCGAAUACCUUUUGAGAUUUCCCACAAUCAAAUUCCACUUAGAUAUUAGCCACAAAUCAUAGUUAAGUCAACCAAAAACGGCAAAUGAAAACGAAAAAGAAAAACAAUCGAAGUAACCAAUAAUCUCAUGCAAUUAGCUAUUAAUUUAUAUAUUUUUUAUAGCAUUAUCGAUAUAUAUUUAAUGCAAUUUAAGUUUUAGUCUGGUAUAUUUUUUACAUCAUAUUUGCAAUAUUAAUUUUAUUUCUCUUGAGUUAAUAAAAGACAAUUGUCCCUG